Uranotaenia lowii is the source of this 22908-nucleotide messenger RNA. RefSeq lists its product as uncharacterized. The transcript is spliced from 26 exons. Gene Ontology annotation, molecular function: serine-type endopeptidase activity. The record is from RefSeq and is a predicted model, not a curated record. Lineage: Eukaryota; Metazoa; Arthropoda; Insecta; Diptera; Culicidae. Bases 678 to 10892 code for a protein of 3404 amino acids.
CAACGCAAGAAAAGUGAUGGAAGAAGAAGCCACUUACAAAGGUGAUAUUCUGUAAAUGGUGACGUCGCUCGUUCGCAGGUGGAAAAAAGUAUUGAUUUUUUUCUUCCUUUCGCGCUCUUUGGGUCCCCCGCUGCGCCGAGGGCAGUGAAGCAAUCAACAAUCAUCAAACCAUUGGCGACGGCUACAACACAGUUCGUGAGUCAUGCCAAGUGGAAGACCCAUUGAAGAAGAGCCAACGGGGGGUGACGGUGGCUCAACUUGAUAGCAAUCCUGUGGUGACAAUCAUUGCGAAGGAGGCAUAACCAAUCAUCUGUGAAAGAUCCCUAAGACGAGCAAUAUAGUGUGACAUAAAUCAUGGUGAAAACAUCGCUUGCGUUAUGUGAUAACUAUACCCGAGUAGAGUCCUCUUGUUACAUAUAAGUAUGGUGUAGUAGGUGUAGUUCCAAGUAAUCCAAUUUGACCAUCAGCACUACUUGCAAUCAACUGUUGCCAUUUUCGGAAGAAGCAGCAGAAGGUGGAAAGCUUAAGAAACAUAAUUCAAGUGGUUGCAACCUUUCGUAGAAUAGAGGCCAGUUGUCGGGAACGGACUGGAAUUUCGUUCGAUAUCGACCAUUUCAUUUCGGUCAGAAGAGGUCAGAAGAUUGACCACAAUCCAAGAGUAAGAAGAAAGUGCAAUCAUGAAUCAUAAAUCGGUGCUGGUGCUGUUGCUGUUCGGGUGCAUCGUGCUCGGUGCUUCGGUGGCCUUUGCCGGAGUACUGAAUGUGGCCAACAGCGAUCCAGCACCGGGACGCUCGCCGGGUCCACCUGUUCUUGCACCAGCAGCUACGAGGGUCAUCGCUGGAAUGCGACAGUUUGGGGGCGGAAGUUCCGAAAACGGGGAACAUGGGGACAUCGAAGGCGGUUCUCCGACCUACAUCUUCACCAAAGAUGACACCGACAAUGGCGCAGAUGACGACGAAAAGGAAGAGGGCGGGGCGUCGGCGGAAGUGGAUUCCAAAAUCCGGUCACCGUUGACGUCGAAUGACGUUCUGGAUGCCGCCGGCGAGUCCGAAGGGGUUGAUGAGCUGGUGGAACCGGAAGUGGAUCGACCCGAGGAGGAGGACAGUGGCGAUCCAGAACCGCUCACAGGUGACGUCAACAGUGAAUCUUCCGGUGGGGUCUCAAAGAAUCAAAAAUCAGACGCCUCUGGUGGCAACGAAGAAGAUGAACGGGGCUCGAAUUGGCCCUGUUCCCAUAGUGUUGAAAACUAUCUGAAGGCUGAUGACAAGAUUGUGCGCAUCGUGAAUAGUGGGGGUGGGAAUUCAGUGGCCCAGAAACAAGGAGAAGAAGCAGCUGACAUACAGGGUAAUAACCGGCUGCAGGUGGAAAUUACCCACGAUGUUUACGAUACCGGCAACGGGAUUGUUCCUGGCGUUAUUUAUCGAGUCGAAGUCCACCGCCAGAAGGGAUCUGACAUCCGGGACUUCUACAUCGAGUCAUCGCAGGAUGCCACCCGUCGACAACCGGUGGGACAUUUCUUAGAUAGCAUUUCACAUCCAGGUCGUCAGUCGUCAGCUCACGAUGUAUCGAGAUAUCCCAGUGACCAGUUGGGGUACCCAGCACAACUUCCAGCCAAUACCUGGAUCGAUGAUCUGGAAGCGGAUUGGGCCAGUGAGCAUCCGGCCAAAGGAACCAAACAUCCUCAAGGAAGCUCAAGAUCCCAUCCGGAAGGGACCGCAGUUCGAUGGAAUUCGAUCCACUCGAAUGUGGAGGCGUACUUUGACGAGGGGGAAGAUGGAAGUUUGGAUGAGCUGGGGGACAUCCGGGAAUGUCCCCGAAACGUGUGGCAACAGGACCUAAUGUUCAACGAUCGGAUGAUGAUGAACUGGACCGUUUCCUCCAGAAGUGGAUGGUCAGCUGAUGAAGAUGAUGAUGACAGCUAUCCGGAGUCGAGUGAUAGUGAGAGUAACGGCAGAAAAUUCGGUAGUCGAAGUAGCAGUAGCAGUAGUAGCAGCAGAUUCGGAACUAGCAACGGUAGUCUAGAACACGGCGAUGGCCAACGCAACAGAACUGUCUAUUUUAGGAUAUUAUAUCGUACAAUGACCAGCCAUAUUGUUUACGAACUGAUUUACACAAUGGUGCUUUUAAAAGAAUGCAAUUUACUACUUAAGGACACCUCGGGCUCGUUCGACUCCGGCAAGCUGCCCUCGGAGUACGACGACGAAUGUAGGAUAAGCUUUCCCCGGGGGCUGGAGGAAGAUCAAGAACAACAACAACAGCAGCAGCAACAGCAACAACUAUUCCAGCAGCCAUCACCACCGGGUCUGGUGAUUCAGCUGACAAGGCUCAACAUUCCCUGCCGCCGGGUGGACGGCGGCUAUCUCAAGUUUCUUGACUCAACGACGACCACCACGACAAGUGAGGGAGAUCCAGCGAUCGCUAGCGGUAGUGCGACUGCGGGAUCAGUUUUGGGGAGAGGUUUCCGGGAAGAACGAAUGCUUUGCGGAAAGCUUGAAGAGUUACCCAAACACGAGCGGACGUUUCACUUUCAACGCCAUCAUCGGACCACAGUGCUAGUGCGGCAACGGCCGGUUUUUAGUUUUAACUUUAAACUAGUGGACUACUGUUACAAUGUAACGCUCAGUGAUAGGAAUGGUUCGGUGAUGUUACGACCGAAGGGUGGAUUGGAAUGUCGGUUCAAGAUUCAUUUGCCCUUCGGCAACCGAGUGCAGCUGAGGCUGGUUGCGAAUGGGGUUCGGGGGAGUUUGCCAAACCGAACCGAACAGAUCGAUUUGAGUGUUCCGCAGCAACCCAAUAGUGACUCAUAUAGCUCCGGAAAACAGUGUUUCAGUGGUUUGACCGUAGAUGUGUUCGAGCAGCCGAACAACCGAUGGACUCGUUGCAUCGACGAACGAGGUUCAUCGACGGUCUACACGCUGCUUUCCAGUGAUAAUAGUUUAGUGAUACAGGUCAGCAAAUACUCGCUGCUGGCAGCACUGCAGGCGGCAGUCUCAAACGGUAGCAGUAACUUCGGGAAUAGUGAUAGCAGUAGUAGUUCUAGCGAUGCAUAUCUUCCAUCGCUGCUCAUCGAGUACGACACAUAUCGGGUCGAGAGUGUCGUGUCACAAUGUGCCUUCGGAUGGAUUGCCACCGGCAGUCGGCUUUGUGUGGCCACAUUCGAAAACCGGCAGCUAAGUUGGGCCGAUGCCGAACAGGAGUGCGUUCGGCGUGGGGGCCAUUUGGCUUCGAUCCGAUCCGCGGCGGACCAAAAGCUGAUCGAUCAGCUACUGCUCAAGAGUCCCGGCUACCGGGACGGGAACGCCUACUGGAUCGGGGCGACAGAUCGAGUCGUUGAGGGGGACUUCCGGUGGAGCAACCAGCUCCCCUUCACCUAUUCCAAUUGGUUCCCUGGGUGGAUCCAACAGAACAACUUCAACCGACAGCCGAAUGAUGACGGUUUGAGUGGCCAGGACUGCGUCGAAAUUCGACGACUCUUCCAGGCACCCCCAGGAUCUGCGACGGGCAUCUCUGGAAUGCUCGCCGGUUCCUACAUGUGGAACGAUCGAGACUGCGAGACCAAAAACUUUUUCCUCUGUGAAAAAGUUAUUAUGGAAGAAGCCUUCGAAAAAACCUGGCACGACGAUUGCAACAAGAGCAUCGCGCUAACGUUGGAUCGCCCAAAAGCUACCAUCUGGAGCCCGGGUUUUCCCCGGCCCUAUCCGGACAAUGUCAACUGCCUGACCAUGAUCACUGCCCCGCCCGGCUACCGGAUAGUGUUGGAUUUCGAGGAGCUGGUGCUGGAAAAUGAACCACUAUGCGCCUACGACUACCUCCAAAUCAUGGAACUAUCCUCCAACUUCACCUCUGCCUAUACGAAACCCGCGAGGCCUUUCGCGCCUCUGUUUCAAACUCGGAAUCCCAGACACAGUACCAAUCGGUCCUUCGUAAGGCGAAGAAAAUCUAACCUUCUUCCGACGUCGAAGGUCGACAUCGAGGAUCGUCUAAUGGCGACCCUGAUCAGCAAAACACCGAACAAGAUCCUGCAACCGGAGGAUCCUAGCUACGAUCUUAGGCUUCCGCCACCGGAACUUGGCACCGGCCACGUUCCCCGAAAGGUUUGUGGCGACUGGAGCUCGAAGCUGAAGCUACUCCGGCACACCACCCGAGGGCCAGUGUUGGCCCUCCGGUUCGUUUCCGACUACUCGAACCACUUCGGCGGCUUCAAGGCCAAAGUUGCCAUGGAAAACGGACGCCAAUGGCCACGUGUGAUAUCGGAAUGUUACGAUGAGCGCUUCAAGGCCUACAACGCGUCCUGUUACCUGUUCAUCUCCUACCCGGAAGUGGACUGGAUGACGGCCCAACAGGUCUGUCGGGGGAUCGGUGCACAGCUGGCAUCGAUUUCGACGACCGAUGAGCAACGGUUUAUCACGGCCAACAUCCGCAACAAUUUGGACUACACUCCGAGAGCCCUGUACUGGGUCGGAGGGGAACUCUCCGAACUGGGCGAACUCGAGUGGACCGACGGAGCCAAACUUCAAUUCGAGGGUUGGCUUCCCGGUCAGAAGCCCGAUCCGGUCCCAACCCAGAGGGACACGGUUUGCCUGGGGCUUCAAUGGAAGGUCUCCCCAACACCGAUGAUCUCUUCCGGACUUCAUUGGACAGCUCAAAAGUGUACCACCGUUGGAGGUUACGUCUGCAAAAAGCCUAGACCAACGGCUGAGGAGAACAUGGCCAAAAACCAAACGCUCACCGGAACGGAGGGACGGUUGCUUUCGCCGGCUUAUCCCAAUCCGUACCCAGCUCAAACGGACUAUUGGAUACGGCUGGUGGCUCCAGAGAGUACCCGAAUAAUCGUUCAGUUCCAGAAGCUGGACAUAGAACACCAGGAAGAGUGUCUGUAUGAUUAUGUCAGCAUACAGAACUAUCAAAUGAUGCCCGAGAACUCGCUGAACCCGGGUACCAAUCCAUUGCCCUUGGCAAUGUACUGGGAAGGCCGGAAUGAUGGUCUUCCACCUCAGUCCUCAGACUAUGUUAACGACCAACCUUUUAGAAAUUUGCUCAAUGGAAACUACUACAACGACCAGAAGAAUCCUCCACCAAAAGAGGACAAGUUCUUCCGGAAGCGAUCGCUUUCGGAAAACUCGGCAGACAUCCAACAGAAGCUACAGGACAACAUCAAGCUGUUGGAAAAGAUCAACUCAAAGCUGAAAGACCGAAAGAAACGGUUUCUCAGCUCGGACAACUACAAAACGGUGAAAAAUAGCUCACAGAGUAUUACGUUAGAGUCGAAUUCGAUCGAUCCGAUGGAACCGAUCGAAGAUACGGACCCAUCGUUCCUGCCUUACGUGCGGUGGUGUGGAACGCAUGAAACCAAUAUGACGAGAUUCAACUUCGUUUCGAGUGGCAACGAGGCAUUUCUGAGGUUUCAUUCAGACUUCUCAGUUGCCGGGAGUGGCUACUCGGCCACCUGGACUACCGUGGACAUUUCCGGUUGUCCAGUACAAACGAUAACAUCUCGGGAGGGCUUUAUUGCCAGUCCCAACUAUCCGCACUUUUUGCUCAACAAUCUGGAUUGUACCUUCAUCAUCCAGGCUCCUUUUGGGAAGAAGGUCUGGCUGGAGUUCGAUGCGUUCGACAUUCUCCAGGAUGCGAUCGUAUACGUGGACAUUUCAGAGGGUCCCUUUGAGCCGUUUCGGAAUCCAAAUCACGUCAACGAUGGCGUUUUCAUGAGCCGUGGUGAACGGCUUGUGGUGCGGCUCAAAACUGGAACGCUUCCUAGGGGCAAGGGCUUCCAUGCUACUUUUAAGACACUGAGUUCCGCACUGGAGCAGCGAACGUUGGAUCUGACCAAUCGGACGGCAGGUGGUAAUUUGUAUCACUUGAACUACCCCCAGUCGGCUCCGUUUGAGGUGGAUUUCAUUCAGCAUCUGAUAGCCCCCCUCGGAGAGGUUAUUCUGUUGGAGCUGCACGGAGUUGGAUUUAGCGAGCACGGAUGUCACAAAACCGGGUUCAUUGAGAUCUACGACAACUACGCUGACAAAAAUGGAACCCUAUGGCACUUAUGCGAGUUGAACCACGUCAACGCAUCGACUUCCAAAGCGUAUUCGGCUGAGUAUAAGCUAAUCGAGAACAAUCUAGCCAAACCGGCUCCGAUCUACAUAACCUCAUACCUUAACACCCUACACAUACGACAACGCAACGUCCAAGGCAUGGGACUAAAGCUUAACGCAACCCUGCGCCUCCAAAACGACAUCGGCUACAAGAUGAAGCUGAUCACCAACGACGAAGAGUGGGUCGAAAACUGCAACCCGAAUCCGUGCCAAUCGGGUGGCAAGUGCAUCAUGCAGAAAGACCGAGGCAUCUGCCAGUGUCGGGGUUACUUCACCGGACGCUUCUGCGGCCUUACUAUGUGCGAACUGGAACCUUGCUAUUUCGGCAAAUGCGAACUUACACAAUCCAGCUUCAAAUGUCACUGCCAACCGGGCUAUCAAGGCCAACGGUGCGACGAGAAGCCGAAACCCUGCGAGGACAAUCCGUGUGAAGGCCGCGGUGAAUGCCACCCCAAGAAUGGGGGGUACUUCUGCCGGUGUCACGCCUGGUGGGAGGGGCCUCGCUGCGAGCGACGAAUGAUGCACAUCCCCUACAAGCCACUUUCGGAACGGAUGCUUCAGGAACCCUUCUGGCUCGGGCUGAUUACGGUGUUCGUGGUGCUGGCCGUCAUUGGACUAGUUUGGUGCGCCAAACGACACUUCCCGGAGAAGAUCGAGAAGCUGCUGGCCGAUGAAACACACCGGAAUCGACCUGUUAACUUCCCGCCACACCACCUGAAUACGGCCCUGCGAGAGCAACUGCAAGCGACGGCUGGCACGGUUCCUUCCUCGACGGCCACCACCCCCGCCACUCACCGGACCAUCUUCGGACGACUGGGUAUUAGAAAACCAUCCAUAUUGAGCCUCAGCAGCCCUCAGCCAGUGGGAGGGGCCACCGCUAGAACAUUCUCAUUGGAUGAUCUACUAAGGCCCCCUCCUCGACGAUCGCCAUCGCCGAGGAAGAAACGCAACAACUCUACCCCGACCAAGAAGAACGUCAAUGAAAAGAAACAGAUACUGCAGCAGCUGGUAUCGCCAGCACCGAAUGCAGCUACUAAGCAAGUCAGCCUCGGCGAGCUGAUCCAACUCUCGGAAAACCGGCUCAAGGUGAACCACGCCGAAUCCGAAUCGGACCUGAAGGAGACCACCUUCUCCGAGCACUCGCUCUCCGUAUCCUCCAUGGUACGGCAGAUCUCGGACCCGAAGCUGGAGAAAAAGGUUACCUUCGCCCGGCUGCUCAGCAAGGUUUCGGCCGAGAUGAGCAGCGGCUCCGAAGAUCUGGCCAACGGAACAAAACAUUCUAGCGCUUUAAGUCUUCCGACUGAAGUUCCGCAACGUGCAAAUUCCGUACCGCCGUCACCAAGCACAAAUGAAAUUCGUUCGCCGCACAGCACUUCCUCGAACCAGGGAAGUGGUUCGCUGUCAAGUUCCGAGCUUGCUUUGCAUGAUUUUGGCUUGCGAGCCCAGCGACGGGUUCGGCCGAAGGUGUCCAGUGCCGAUUCCAUCCUGGCGAUGUUCAAGAACUUUGCGACUUCGACGGCCGGGGUCAAUCUGCCCUCGUCGAUCGUCAUAUCGCCUUCGUCGACGCCGACGGCUUCCAGCCCACAGGACGACGUGGCCGGCGACGAUGACUCGUCGACGUCCUCGAUCCAUACGCCGGUUAGCUUCUCUAGCGGUGCACCCGAUUCACCCGUGUUCUAUCGACAAAGUACCAUCGAAGUACCCGUGCUCGAUGCACUUAGCGCUCACAAAACUUCGCCCACGACUACAGCUACCCAGCAGCAGCAUCCACCCACGAUCCUGCUGGAGAUCCCCAGCAACGGUAUCAAUAACAAGUGCCUAUCUCCAAUCAGAGAAAUGCCGACGCCGAUACCGUCACCAGCUUUAACACCGAUCAUGCCACGACCUCAACGAAUACGGGGUCCCCAGGCCAUGCAUGACGAGUCCAUGUCAGUGACUUUCAGCGGCGAUUACUCCGGAUACACGACUAACUCUAAACCCAACCCGAUAACCAUUGAAAUCAACCAACCCGAAUCCGACACCGAUUCCCCGACUCCGACGAAUCUCUCAACUGACUCGACCAGUUCUUCAAACGGGUCCAGUCGGUCUCGUAAGGCUCCCCCACCCACAAUCUCCAUCUCGAUCGAUGUUCAACCACCUACUCCGGAGCGGGAACGACGCGAACGACCCCGGGAUCUGAUCAUUCCCGAACUUAUUAUCCAACAGCCGAGUCCAACCAAGGAACGCACCGAGGUGGUCAACAUUCCCGGAUCGCCUCCACCGCAGCGAGCAAGCAUCGGCGAGACGAGUUUUCUAUUCCCGAACAAGCAGCAGCAAAAAAGAUUGCUGAAGCACUGGGAGAAGCCGGGCUCACUUGAUCUCCCGUUCGAUCCACCGAUGAUUACCAUUACAGCAAAUAUGAGUGAAGUAGAGUCCGAUGCCGACUGCAUGUCUCCAGCGUGCGGGCCUCCAGGUAAACCGAACGGCGUCGGCGGGACCAACUCCCUCGGCGUUUCCGGUAGUUCCGUAGGCAUGUGCUACCUUAGUCCGUUCUCGAUGUGCACCCGUGGCGAUCGAGCGCCCUCGGAAAGUAACCUUAGCUCGUCCGGCUACUCUAGUAUGGCUAGUCCCGGUCCCAGUAGGUGUGGAUCCAGCAAUCCACUCUGCCCUAGCGAAACGGACGAUCCCGGUUCAGGACCCUCAGGGAAGGGGUUUCCCGGGCUCGGAACCAUGCUGGACUCCGGAAACCGUCGUCAAGCGUCGAUACUGAAGAAACACAACGAUACGGGCGGUAGUGGAACGGCCGGAGCUUCCAACGACCGUCAGGAAUCCUUUCGACUGAGGUCCGACUCGGAAACGCUUUCCGACGAUCCGCUGCUAGAAUCCAAUGACGAAGGCAUCGGAACGGAUCACCUGGACGAAAAAAUCGAAGACGGCGAGAUCAAAAGUGCCAAAGAGCUGGAGAUGUACAUCAGCAAGGAACUGAUCGAAACCGGCCAGAAUCUGCUUAACGCGGAAGGAUCCGCCUCCAUGUCCCAACUACAGCUUCCGUCAAUCGUGAUCCAAUCGGAAACCGGCUUCGACAAACUCUCGCCAAUGUCUUCGCGAUCCGAGAGCCCACUGAGUGAUCGCACCGCCAGUAUGGAACGCUUUUCGCCGCUGUUCUACGGCAAAAAGGAUCAGCAGCUGCCGUUCACCGAUUCAGACGGUCUCUAUGACUUCCCUUCGUCCGACGGAAAAGGAGGCGGCAGCGGCUCCACGAUCCAUCACCGCAAGAGUACUGGACGCAGGAGAGAACGGCGAAGCUCCCGGUCCGGAACCCAGAGCCUAUCGCCGUCGAAGUCAACUUCAGUCCUGCUGUUGGAUAUACCUACCAAUACAGUUGGCAGUAAGGACAGCAAACUGGGAACCGGUGCGACGCCGGCCCGUAAAAGUCCUAAGAGGAGGCCACUGUAUCGGCACCCCAUUGCUAGUAGCUCUUCGUCGACGGAGUCGCUGACCUCGACUCGGGAGUACGCACAGCGUUCCAGCAAAGCAUUUGUAACGUUCACACGUGAGACGCAUCUGUGCGAUUCAGGAGAUGACACCGGAGAGGUACGUUGCUCACUGCCACAUCCGAUCGUAACUAACACUAGCAACAACAGCGAGCUGACCAACAACAAGCCCUUCUUUGUUCUAACCACUACCACAACAACUACUACUACUGCUACUACUUCUACUCUAACGACUACAACUCUUACUACCACUGCUACUUCUUCUACCACAACUAAAACUUCAUCCAUUUCCACCUCUCCUUUCCCGAUCGAACUGCCCCCACAGCCCCAUCCUCCUUUAGUGUCUCCCGUGUCCAAACUCGACCGCCACCAACCGGAAGCUCCACCUCGAUUCGCGUGCGCUGACUCUGACGUCUUCCGGCGACUGCUCAAUUACAAACUGGACAAACUGACCUCCAAGGAUCGUCCUCAAACGACGUCCUUGUCCAGCAAGGGUAGCUUCGGUAGCUAUUCAUACACUCGGGUCAGUCAAACCGACGACGACGACGACAACGAUGCCGGCAACUUCGACGUCGACGAUGACGACCGUUGGGACGACGAUGAGUGCGUUGAGGAGCAAGACGAUAUCGAAGAGCUGACCGAAGAAGAAGAAGAUCAAGAGACGGCCCACGAGGAAACGCAACUCGUCGAAAAGUUUGUUCUGAGAACUACUAGUACUACUGGAAUGCUGUACAAAUGUUGGCGCGGUUUCCAUGCUCUCCCUACGGAUGUAUCCAGCCAGAUCUUGCCGAAGGUGACGGUUGAGGACAUCAGCAGCAAACCGCCGAGCAAGAUCGGUCGUCUCCGGGCCAUCGGAAAUCAAAUAAGAUUCCUUCGCCGCCUGGAACGAUCUAUCAGGCAGAAAGACACCCUCAUAGCAGUAUCCGACGAAGAGGGCGGCCCAUCUCCGAGAGAAUCCCCUAGGGCCACUUCACCGUUGCUACGCAAACAGGACAGCAACCUAUCACCAACCUCUAGGGGGACGGCUCCUCGAGCAGCACUGCAUCACCAGGGUUCGUCAUCCCAGUCUUCCUCGAAGGAUUUGGUAAUCGUGGUGGAAGCUCAUGAGCCUUAUGAGCGGAACCAUACCGGGGAUCAUCGAGGAGCUCAACCGAAGACCCCACAGCUACUGAUGCCUUCGAGUGCUGCCGGAAUGCGUUCGAGGCAGAACUUCAAGAUGUCAAGGCAGAAACGGGUCGCGAAUAGUCGGGGUGGACCUUUCGGGGAACAGUCUAGCUGGUCCGAAAGUAGGGAACCCAGGAUGUUGGGAGCCGAUGUAAAUAGUGACUAGGAGAGUAGGAUACGACGUAGAGACUGGGAGACCGGAGUCGUGUAAAUAUCGGUAGCUGUUUAACUGAUUCGAUUUAGUUGUGUAUGGUGAUGCGUAAUUUUUACUGGGUAAGCGUUAACAAUAAUCCAUCUUCCAAAAAAUCGAGACUAGAGACCGGAAGAAUCGUUCACAGUGUUGAGUCCUUAGUUGUUGUGGUUACAUAUUGGCUACAUAAACAUACGUCGUCGUACAUAUUUUGUUCCACAAAAUUGGAACUGCACAAACCACCACUACUGAUAGGUACCACACGCUAAAAGUCGCAAAAUGUAGUUUUCGGUUUAGAUGUGUACUGUUUGUAAAUAAACAAAAACUAAAGCGGGAUCUGAAUGUGUGUAGUAUUCUUUAUUUGGCGCGUGAAUUCACCGAAAUCUCAACGUAGUGUAACUCACAAUCAAAAACAUUAUAAAAAAAAUAACAAAAAAAAAAUGAAACCUUGAACAUGAAGAUACAAAACAGCACUUACCUACACUAACGAGCAAGCAAAUUCUACAGCAAUACCUAGGGAAAAAAAACUAUUUUCUAAAGUAACAAUAACAAUUUAGAUCGAAUACUACUUUCUAAAAGAACUAGAAGAAGAAAACUCAAAAACAUAGUGUGAAGUACAACAACAACAACAACAACAACGGCACCCAAACUACCCUGUACACCGUGGAAAGUGGGCGUCGGGCGUGUUUUUGUAUUCCUUUUUUCUACAAAACUUGAAACGAAACUCACACUCUAAAAUCUAUACUCUAGGAAAAUGCUCUAUACUAGAUAAGCAAAGUAAUUUUAAACAAAUGGGUAAAAUGAAAAUAAAAAAAAUGAAAUAAAAAAUCAUUUCACAGUCCAAAUCCGCUAAAAUGCCAGCCACGCCUAGGAAGCUGUUUAACAUUUACAUGUGUUCAGUUUGUUGUCGUAAAAUUACGAAAGUCGAAAAGGAAAAGAAUGCCGCCCUAUAAGCUUACGCUGUUGAAAUAUGCUUCUUUCGUCCUGUUCUAAGGAUCUUUAAAUUUUUUGUUUAAACUUUCCUUAACUUGACUUGACAUACUUCUAACUGCUUGAUGAAAUUUGAUAAAUAAAGUCAAGGAUUCAGUCCAAGAAAACCUAUUGAAAAUGGAACAUGUGUAAUGAAUGCUGCCAAUGAUGUUGGGCAGCGAAGAGACAUUUAUUGGAGGCGAAUGUGUAUUGAGACUGAUACUUGAGAGCAUGCACCGAUACGAAAGUUUGAAACGGAAGUUUGAAAAGCAAAACGGGAUUAAAAUAUGCUCACUGAAUAAAUUCUGCAAUGAACGCCUCUUACAAAGAUUUAGUUGUGAAUUUAAAAUUGUUUUAGACGCCUUUAGUUGAUUAAAAAAAUCCAACUUACAUCUUUAUUUGUCAUAUUUGUAAUUUUCUAGUUCAAGUUCCAGAGGAAUACGAAUAUUUAUGUAACAAAAGUCUAGCUGCAAAACAUUCCGAUUUUACAUUUCAAAAUAUUUUAUUACCCCUCUUCCGUCCCUGAAAUUUAUACUUGUUACAGUCACUGGAAUGCUAAUUUGACACUCCUGGCUAAAACUAAUAAAUCUUUCUUGUUUUCCAACCGAUUUUUACAUAAUUUAUAAGUUUGGAAACCUCAUAAUGCAACUCAAAUAUGCUUGUCAGACAACAUUCAGCUACAGCACUUCAGUCUUCCGUUAUUCGCAGUCUAAGAUAAAAAAAAAAAACCGGAGAAACAUGCUUCGGAGAAAACACAGUAGAUCAGCUAUGGAAAGCUUGAAAAAACUACAUAGUGUCCAAAAAAGCUUAAGUUAGUAACCUUCGUUGCACAUACCUAAGGAUAUUUUUUUAAAAUUUUCUACGAUCAUGAACACAAAAAAAGUAAAAAAGUGUUGUAAAAACGGUAUAUUUCGAUAAACGAACCGUCAAAAUUUUUAUGUCACCCCGGUAAAGUUUUGAAAAAUAGAUUGAGAAGCUGACGAAAUUUUGCACCUUUUGUUAAGAAUUGCAGCGCUUAUGUACCUACCCUACUAUAAGAGCAAGUUCACUGGUGUUAGGAAAAAGUGGUAGAAAUUUCGACACUUGUAGCACAUUUUGAAAAUUUUACCAUGCAAAAAUGUUUUCAAGAUCCAAAUAUGCAAAAACGUGCUAAAUAUCGUCAACUUUCCAAUCAACCUUUCAUAAUUAAUCUGAAUCAAUUUUGGUGAUUCAAUAAUUGAAAAUUGCGAUUUUUACACAACUUUUUCAUAUUUUUGGUGGACAUGGUUUUCAAAAUAAAAAAAAUACACUUUUGAACAAGCUUCUGCUUUCUUGCACUUCAAGUGAAAUUUUUUUUUAAGCAUUUUUUAGCUGAUCUACAGUAUUUUUUCCGAAGCAUGUUUUUUUCUCAGACUUUGAAUAACGGAAAUAUGAGUGGCAUUCAGCACGUAUUCGGGCCGGACUAAUCCGGGAUUUUUUAUCUAAAAACCUGAAAAAAAUCCGGACAUUUGGUUUCAAAAUGUUGACCAAAAAUCCGGCACAUUUUUCAAAACCCAGGAAAAACUCACCAAAAAUCAAGAAAAAUAACUUGAGAAAACUUUUUUUCAUUAAAAUUCGGCAACAGAUUUCAAAUUAUCAUAAGAUCGCCAGUAUUUAGCACGUAUUCGAGCCGGGCAAAUCUGGGCUUUUUUUUUAAUCUAAAAACCUGAAAAAAUCCGGACUUUUGGUUUAAAAAAAUUGGACAACAAUUCCGUUCAAUAUCCAACAAAUUUGGUGAAACCCCAGGAAAAACUAAACAAAAAUAAAGAACAAUUUCUUAAAACGUUUUUUAAAAAUAAAAUUCAAUAGCAGAUUUUAAAUUGUCGUAAGGUAGCAAGAAUUCAGCACGUAUUCGAGCCGGACGAAUCCGGCCUUAUUUUUAUAUAAAAACCUGAAAAAAAAACCGGCCAUUUUGGCCAAAAAUCCGGACAAUAUCCGGCAAAUUUGGUCAAAACCCAGGAAAAACUCAAAAAAAUUAAAGAAAAUAACUUGAAACAAUUUUUUAAACACUGAAAUUUGGCAGCAGAUUUCAAACUGUCACAAAGUUUCCAGAAUUCAGCACAAAUUCGAGCCAGACGAAUCCGGCUUUAUUUUUAUCUAAAAAUCUGAAAAAAUCCAGCCAUUUGGUUUCAAACAUUUUGGCCAAAAAUCCGGGCAAAAUCUGACAAAUUAAGUCAAAUAACUUGAAAAAACAUUUUUUCGUCUAUAUUCGGCAGCAGAUUUUAAAAUUGUUUUAUUUUAAAUUGUGCUUCCAUUGAUUUAAAAUUGUUUUUCGUUUCUCAAAUUUUGUGUUGAAUAGCCGGGCAAAUCCGGAUAAAACCGGACAAUCUGUCAACCUUACUCUAACGGGCAAUAUCCGGCAGGGAAAACUCAACAAAAAUCAAGAAAAAUAGCUCGAAAAAAAAUUAUCAUAAAAAUUCGGCCGCAGAUUUCAAAUUGUCGCGGUUGCCAGAAUUCAGCACGUAUUCGAGUUGAACAAAUCCGAGCUUUUUUUUUAUCUUAAAAUCUGAAAAGUCCGGACAUUUGGUUUCAAAAAUUUUGGCCAAAAAUCCGGCAAUACCUGGCAAAUUUGGUCAAAACGCAGGAAAAACUCGUACAGCAGAUUUCAAAUUGUCUUGUAAAAAAAGAACUUGAAAAAAACGCACGUAUUCGGGCCAGGGAAUCCGAACUUUUUUUUAAACAAAAACCUACAAAAAUCCGAGCCUUUGGUUUCAAAAACAUCGAUUAAAAAUCCGGGAAAUAUUCGUCAAAAUUGGUCAAAAACCAGGAAAAACUCAACUUACAUAAAAAAAAAUAAUUUCAAAAAAUCAUCUAGAUUCGUGAACUGAUUUAAAAAUUUUAUUCCAGGAUUCCAAAAACCUUGCAUGAUUAUUUUCAUAAAUUUUGUUUAAAAAAUUUCGUUUUGGACGCAUGAAUAAUUUUUUUUACGACACAAUUUGUUGUUUUUUUUUUGUUCGAUUUGGUAUAUUUAAAUGAAUAAAACCGGGCAAAAUCCGGGCUUUAUACAAUGAAAUCCGAGCAACCGGCAAGAACAGGACUUUUCUAAAAUUUUGAAUUGAAUAUCCGGGCUAAUCUUUAUAAAAGCAGGCAAUCUUGAAAUCCUAAAAAUUUCUGGGACUGAUGAGGGAUAAUAAUUUUUCAUCUUUUAGCUACGCAAAGAUAAAUUCAAACUCACUAAAAUGGCGUCACAGUCUAGAUGUUUUCAUACGCCUAGAUACGCCCCCUACAUUAACCAAAUGUAUGAAAAUAUACUUUCCUUUAGUGAAAGUGUCUGAAAAAUCGCUGCACAAGCUUACGAACGGAGAUUAAGUGUCUUUUUAACCCCUAAUUCUCCUAUAUUUUUCGAACAAUCCAGAAAAAUACUUGUUUAGACUAAAAAUUUGGAAACAACAACAGACCGACCUUCUGUAAUUUUUUUUCCGAAGAAUCAAAUGAAGGCUGUUAAAGCCACCGCACGCAUCGGAGAAAGGAAGUAAUGGCUGAUUUUACUCUCAAUUCCCCUACUUUUUUUUCAGUUCAUUGAAAUUAAAGCAUGUUCGUACUUAAAAUUUUUUGAAUCAGAGACCUAUUACGUGUGAUUAUUUUCGAGGAAUCGCUGUUUGAACUACCACACGCAUUGGAACAUGGAGUUUUGUCUGUUUAACCCACUAAUUUUUUUUUACGUUUCAUGAUUAUUUCCAUGAAAUUUGUUCAAAAUUUUCGACUAUUUUGUUUGAUUUGGUAAAUAAAGUGAAAAAACCGGGUGGAAUUCGGUUUUUAUUCAAUGAAAUCAGCAUAACCGAGCCGGACCGAACUUUUUUCAAAUUUGGUAUUGAUUAUCCGGGCAAAUUUGGAUUAAAUCGGGCAGCUUGGGAACCUUACUCUAACGGGUAAAAAUCUCUGGAACGAAAUAUGGCAAAAUUCCGGGCUGAAUGCAAAUCUGGUCAAAACGCAGGAAAAACUCGACAAAAAUAAGAAAAAAUUACUUCAAAAAAUAUUUUCUUUAAAUUCGGCAGCAGAUUUCCAAUUGUCGUAAGGUUGCCAGAAUUCGCACGUAUUCGGGCCGGACUAAUCCGCGCUUUUUUUUCAUUUAAAAACCUGAAAAAAUCCGGACAUUUUGUUUCAAAAACAUUAACCAAAAAUCAGGGCAAUAUCUGGCAAAUUUGGUCAAAGCCCUGGAAAAACUAAAAAAAAAACAAGAAAAAUCACUUGAUAAAAAAAAUUUACUCAUCAAAAUUCGACGGCGUUGUCUUGUUUAAAACUCUUCUUUAAUGGACUUUUUCUUGAAUUUCAAGCUCAUAUCCAAGAUUUUUAACUUUAGGCAAUCUGGAAUUAAUUAAAUGAAUUUUUAGCCCUUCGUUUCAAAUAGCACAAAAUUUGCACAGAGAAUGUAUAAAUAAAGUGAGAAAUUGUUUUUUAUUGUUUGAUGGACACAUUGUUUCCAUUUUUUUUAUCGAUUUUUUAAAAAUACUUAAAAAUAACCCGAAGCAAUCGACCAUGUGCUCGUUCGGCUAAAAUCCCGAGUCGAUGGGUGGGGUUAGAGAAACAAGAGAGAUCAAUAGAGGGAAAGAUCACAUGCGGAUAUACAUGGUGUUUCGAUAGAAGGUCCAGCAGUUGAUCGGCAGAGCUCGAUUGCUCGUGUUCGCCGGUUCCAUCACGUUCACCGUGGUGGAAUUGGCUAACGCGCCGUUGUACCGAAGCGGAGAUUUCAGGUUCAAGUCCUGUCGGUGAGCCGUUGUAUCUUUUUCGAAAUUUUCAUGAUAUUUACGGCUUAUGUUCUUUCGUUCUUUGAUAGUUCAUGUUUCUCUAAUUUCUUUCAUCACAUAUGAAAAUGUGAAGAAAUUCACAGUUUUCGAGAUGCAAAAAAUUUAAAAUUUGGUUUUGACUUGUUUGGACACCUUCAAAUUGAAUAAGCAUUUAAUUUCAUUUUUCCAGUUCUGAUUUCUAAGAUUCAAGCAAAUGUUUGGAAAAAGGUAAUAUGCCAAAAUUUUAGAUAAAAAAAAAUUAAAAAUUCAUUUAAUAAAUUUAUGCAAUUUAAAAAAACAGUAAAAUGUUACCAAUAUAUUGAAAAAAAAAUGGUUUAAAAGCAAUAAUCUCCUUCUCGAUGAUUUCAAGUAAUUUUGACUUCUGAGAAAAAAUGACCUCAGUGCUCAUUUUUUUUGUUUCAGUUCAACUAUAAUUCAGGAAUUUUAAAAAAAUUCAAAGAACUUUUCAACCAAAAUGCUUCUUAGAUACUUUAAAAACAAAUAUAUUGCAGUCUUCAACAAAUUUGUAGUUAUAAUAAAUACUUUUAAAUUUAAAUCAUGAAAACUCCCAUUUGUGAUGUUACAAAUAAGUGCAUUUUUUUAAAUGAAAUUUUCUUAAAUUUUAGAUUUUUUUCUUAAGCCUUGUCUCUGAAACUAGAAAACCUUGGCAAAAUCGUUAUCCUUUAUUGAAUAAUAUUUAGUUAAAAGGUUUAAAAUAAGCUUUUAGUAUUUGUGUGGUUUAUCAAUUUAUCAGCUUUCUAUAUUUUAACAUUCUCUUAUUGAAUUUUGGCAAAUUCAUAUUCAAAGUAGAUAGGUUGAUAGGUGAAAAGAUCAAAAAAAUAGAAGAAAUAGAAUAAUUGAUGGAAAAUGUAAGCUUUUGAGCAUCUUUAAACGAUUGUGUUUUUUUUUUAAAAAAUUUGACUGCAUCUUCUUAAUAUUGUGGUGCUCAAAGUGGUCCCUACUGUCCCGAGGACGGCGUUGACAUCUUUCAAGAAGAAAGUGAGCCCAAUUUCGAAUUUCUGAGGGCGUUGAAAAGGCUCAAGGGCGGUGAGGUUUUAGCGUUUCACAUCCAAAAUUGAAAAAAUUACAAAAAAAUGUAAUUUGAGUUUUUAAAGAUUUUCCACAGACUAGAGGUUUUCUGAGUGUUACUUACCAUCUGCAUUAAUUUUUUUACCAAUUCAAUUGUUGCCAUACAAUUUAAAACAUAGAUAUGAAACUUAAUCUCGACUUGAUUUUCAACGACUUCAAAACGAAAUUAUAUUGAGAAGCGUAACACUUAUUAUCCAAAAAUAUUGAAUACAACUCAUACUCACUCUUUAGGAAUUAAGUGAUAAUACGCAAAUAAAGUAAAUUACCAGUGCUAGCAUUUAAACUUAAAUUAAAAUGUCUACAAGACAAUGGAAAAAUUCAAUACUAGUCCGGUCCGGACUGGAUUUGUGCAAAACUGACUGGUUUAUGCCUGGAGUUUUUCUAACUAUUUGCGAAAUUUAUGAAAAAAAUCAUAUUGAGCAAUGAUUAGCUUUGAUUUCCGUGUCCAAAAACGGUUUUUUUUAGAGUUAUAUUAGCAAAAUGAGUAAGAAAUUGUAUUCGAAAGCAGCGAACAAAACUUGAUGUGUUCCUAAAAGUUUCAAGUGAUUUUAAUUUAAUCGAUUUCUCUCAAAAUUUUGUAAAAAUAAUGGUUAAAUUUUGCCCAGGUGUGUCCGGAUAUUAUCCGGUUUUUGGAUUGAAUUUUUUUAAAUCGAUUGCCCGGUUUAUGGAAGGUUUAAAAAAAAUCCCGGAAUUGCCUGGCCCGGACACGUGCUGGAAAAAUUCUGGAAUACUUAGGAAAAACAUCAACAACUUGACAAAAAUGUUCAACAUUUGCAACCCAAAAAGUACUGAAAUAAAAAAUUUAGUCUAUGUGAUUAUGCAACUUUUAGAAUAAAAUAAUUUUUUUUCUCAACGAACAUAACUUCUGUGAAUUUUCCAUGGGAAAGUUCAAGGAUACAUCGACUAGAAAAAGUUCUAAUUUUUUAUACAAGCUUGAGCAUUUUUAUGUAUUUUUAACGAUUUUUUUCCACUUGGGAGGGGUAAUCACGUCGAUCAUAAAAAUUCAUUUUAGACUAGAAAAUUUGAAACAAAAACACACCUAUCUUGCGUGAUUUUUCCGAGAAAUGAAAUGAAAGCUGUUUAAGCCACCGCACGCAUCGGGAAAUGGAGUCAUGUCUGAUUUUACUCAAACAGCCUUCCUUCGAUUCCUCGGAACAAAUCACAUAAGAUUAUUGUUCAACAUUUUCUAGUUCAGUUCAAAUCAGAGUUUUUCUGGAUUGUUUAUGAAAUGUAGCGGAUUUAGGGGUUAAAAAGGGCACCAUAUAUCUAUUUGUGCGGCGUCAGAAACUAUUUCCAAUCAAUUCUCAAGAUAUUUUUACUAACGAAAAUAUAUUUUCAAAUUUUGGGAUUCUCUUCGCGGUUUAUUCACUUUUUUCCCAAAUGUGCGAUUGCUGAAAAAUAAUAUAACAUGAAAUUGAGGAAAUUUCUUUUUAAAUAUCGUGAAAUCUGAAUAAGUAUCCCAUUUUUUUAAAAAAAAUAAAGGCAGAAUGAGACUUCUUCUUGAUGGAUUGAGAAAUCCGCUAGUUUAAAAUUAUUCUAUCCUCGAUGGACGCUUGAUGAAAAUGAUCUCGCAUUGAAUUAAUCUUUCUCCUGCAAAUGAAUAAUAAAAACUGAUUGAGACUUCUGCUUGUGGAAAGUUAAGCAAGCCUACUGAGACUUUUGAUAGUUCUAAAUAACGUUAUUCCUGAUAGAGACUAUUUCAACAUUAAAAAGGGUGAAAGAGGAUAAAGACUUCUGCUUUUUGGCAAUUAAAAAAUAAUGAGUGUUUCUGAUAUGAUAAAGAUGAUACAGUAGAUACAAACCACUGUAAAAACAACAGAUUUGAAAAUUUUUCAUGUUGAAAAUCAUGAAAGUGAAUUUAGACUUCUGUUCGUUGAAAAUAGUGCUACACUGGAUAGAUCUUUUCAAAGUUAAAAGUUACUAACCAGAUUUUAGACCUGUGCUUACGAACAUCAAAACUACAAAAGAUUGAACCAUCUGUAAGUUAAAAGUUAUGUGACACCAGUGUGAGACUUCAGAUUGUGGAUAAAAAUGUGACACCAGAUUGAAGCUUUACUUCAAGUUCAAAAAUUUGAAAUCUGAUAAAGAUGUUUGAUGUUUGGAAUUAAUGAUACAGUUGAAGAAAAGUGAGACUUCAGCUUAUUCGAAAUGUUGUAAUAUCAGAUAGAGCAAGGUUGCCAGAUUGCCCGCUUCUAUCCGGGUUUGCAUGGAUAUUUAAUACCAACAUUGAGAAAUGUUCGGCCUGGCUCGGUUGCCCGGUUUUAUUAAAAAUAUCCGGACUUUUCACGGAUUUAUUCAUUUUAUUUGGCAUAUCAAAUAAAAAAAAUCGAAUUGUGUUGAAAUUUUUUCAUUUAUGCAUCCAGAACGGAAUUUCUUGGGCAAGCUUUAUGAAAAUCAACAUGAAAAGUUUCCAGAAGUCUAAAAAUACGAUUGAGAAUCUGUCGAUGAGUUUUGAUGAAAAAAUUAAUUUUCUUGAUUUUUGUUGCCUGGAAAAUGCCUGGAUAUUGCACGGUUUUUGGCUAGACAAUUUCAAAAUCAAAUACCUGGAUUUUGUCAUGUUUUUAAAUAAAAUUGUCCGGAUUUGUUUGGCCCGGAUACGUACUGAAAAAGAUUCGGCAACCUUAAGAUAGAGUGUCGUUUCCAUGAUUUAAAGUUUUUUAUCCUGAAGGAAACUGGAUGCAUAAUUCUGUAAUCGUAGUUUAAGACUUCUGACUUUUUUAUCCUGAAGGAAACUGGAUGCAUAAUUCUGUAAUCGUAGUUUAAGACUUCUGACGUGGCUUGACUAACAUUAACUUAAAGUUUGUAAAUUAUUAAUUUUUUUAGGGUUACAGAGAAUUUGAAUAUCCUUAACUAUUAAAUGAUAUGUUUUUGGUUAAAAAAUCCAUUUUUUAAACAAAGUAAUAUUUGACAAAAAAAAUAACUGCUUUUAACAGUUUGAAUCGUUUAAUUUUAUAAACAAAAAUACAAAACAUGUUACAUUGUUACAAUAACGAAUGAGAAUAAUCUCUAACAUGUCAGUUCCAGUAAAUUUAAAUUCCAUGCUUUUGCUAAGUUUCUAACCCUAAUUUGAUGAGUGACAUUCGAAAACUUCAUCACAAAGUCUCAAUAAAACGAAUUCUAGAUGUCAAGUUCUGCACAUUUGAAAUCCAAUUUCAAAGUAUACAUUUCCCAUUUUCGUGGGUUUGAAAAUAAACUGAAAUAAGAUGAAAAGUUCAUUAUUUUCCUUACUUUUGAGUAACAGACACUAUAAUAUUAUUUCAAGAGUUGUCUAGAAUAAUCUAGGCUCAUUUUAUUUUAUUUUAUUUUUGGAACCCAUUUUUAUGUUUAAAAUCCGUUUGGAAUAUUUCAUUGGAAAGCUCGGUUGAAAAUGAUUGGACGUUUAAAAAUAUAAAUUUUUCCUAAGCAGUUAGACAAAAAUGAAGGGCUUUAAAAGUUUUCUAGAUUCUGUUUUUUUUUUUUUAUAAAUAAAUCUAUAUUUUUUUUAUUUGCUGUUCAAGAGUGAGUCUCCCAGUGCUAGGGGGAUAAAAGUGCAAAAGAUAUCCAUUUUAAGUAUAUAAUGCCAUACUUUUUAUCUCAUUUCAAAAUAUAUUUAGUGGUUUUUCUCAAAUUUUCAAAAUUAAAUUUGCAUACUGCUAAGUUUGAAACAAGAUUUUUUUUUAUUUAUGGAAAAUGGACAAACACACCUACUUGAAAGUGCGUUAUCCCAAAAUUUGUUUCCAAGCACUUAUACCCCUUUGGCUUCAAAAGUCUCAAGUGCUGUUAACCUAACUUUAAUUUUUUUUCUGUUCUUCACCAUUAAGAUUCGCUGGAACAAUCCAUUUUCAAGCAAUUGAUUUUCUAUUGAAAUCAAUCAUACGGGUCUAGCUAUCGAAUAUAGAUUAUGUAUAACAAUUACGUCUGUCCGAAAGUUGAAAGCAAAUUGCCUGUCUUUUCUACUCUUGAAUAUUGCAUUUUUUCUGAAACCAAAACCAAAAGUUCAUGUUAAUGAUCUCAACUCAGAUCACAAAUAUACUGUUAAAAACAAGAAUACAAAAAAUAUGGUUACCAUUAAUAGUUAUCGUUACAAACGUUUCUGCCUCCUGUUAAUAAACCCGCCAGCAAACCAGCCAGCCAGUAAGUGCUUGUCUUUCACAAAACUGCAAUGAAUUUUAACGAAGAACUUAAAUGCGCCACCGCUUAAAAGACUUUCGCUUUCUCAAUUUCCCUACCGAUUUUUAAACCAUAGUUAAACUUAACUAAAGAACGAUCAUUGUAAUGCAAAAACUAAAAAUCACCCAACGAAAUCAUUUCCCUUAAAAGCGAUUAAACUUCUGCGAAAUGUUUUAAAAUUAUAAAACGAAAGAAACAAAAUACAAAUUUAUACUUUGCCAAACAUUGGACCAAAAAUACUGGGUGAAAUGACAGCUGACGAGAGCAAAGGUCAGAUGCAAAAAAAUAAACCAUUUUACGGAGGAAAACAUACACGACUUCUGUGAUAAACGUGAGGAAAAAAUGACAAAAUAAAUGUAAAGAAAAACUAUUCAAACUAAUAUGUACUUUUGUUUGAAGAAAAUGAACAUAAGCUAUUGAAUUCAAACUAACGAUAUAACGGUUAAAUAAGAAAAAAAAACAAAACUUUUGAGUGCAGCUUUUUAUUGAGGAAAACCAAAAAAAAAACAGAAACUAAAUUUGAGCGACACGGAUAAAGAUUUCUCAAUGGCGUACGUAUAAAAGAGAUUAUGAUACCCUUAUCAAUUGUAAUAAGAUGAAACAAGUUUUAAAGUUCAAUAUAUUCCACCGUUUGUGUGUGUUGAUUGUUUAUUUCGAUGAAACAAUAAUAACUAGAGGAAGGGUUACCAAAUAAAAAUAACAAAAAAAAAACUCACUCACACAUACCCACACCUACAUCACAAAACGGGGCAAAUUCACACAGAAGUAUAUUGUUGUUAUUGACUGUUUGAUUCUUUCCAAUUUGAGCAUUUUUAAAGUGAAAUAAGAUGAAAAAAUAAAUAAAACCGAAACUUUCAAAUAUUCAUAUUACAAAAAAAACUCACCACUAGUCGUAAUAAAACGGAUCGAAAAUAGGGGUAAAAUAUGCAGAUCUGAUUAUAAGGUGAAGAGGAAAGAAGAGAGCAAAGGUGAACAACUCUAUAUACCAAUAUGUGCACUUUUCAUUCCAUUACAAGUAGAUGUUAGUAUUUUCACCAAAAGAA